This is a messenger RNA of Polychytrium aggregatum, 1031 nucleotides long. RefSeq lists its product as uncharacterized. The coding region runs from base 267 to 854 and encodes 195 amino acids. NCBI's taxonomy places the organism in Eukaryota, Fungi, Chytridiomycota, Chytridiomycetes, Polychytriales. The record is from RefSeq and is a predicted model, not a curated record. The transcript has 3 exons.
UUCACUUCCUGAAAGCGGGGCAAGGGCCAUUGCGCCCCCCAGCACCCGUCUUCCGAUGUCCCUUGGGUGCUUGAGUUGUUCCGUCAUCACGAUGCUCAUGCUGCCAUGAGUGUCGCUGGCGGCAUCCAUGUUGUGGAGCCAGAGCAGCGCACACGCUCGCUCUCUUCACGCUUUGAUCUGGCGCCCUGCGCGAUAUCCCGUCUGUCUUCGCUUUCGCUCCCUCGCCCUUUCACACCUCGCACGUUCUCCCGGAGCCCAUCAGAACGAUGCUCUCGAGUCGAGAAACCGAUGCUGCGGACCCUCCGCUCGAAGCGGAUGUCGAUGCGGCCGAUUCGCUGGGCAAUAAUCUGGAUCACGCCUCGUUCCCGCUCGAGGAUGCUGUUCUGCCGUCCAACGAUCAGGAUCUAUCAUACGAACAGCCUGAGAGCGAUAUAGCCCAUCACGACUGGGAAAGCAAUGGCUGGAACGACGGACCGGAACAGGAGCCGGCCGACCUUUCAGAGGAUGACGAUGCCGAUGUCGACAGCAUGGACCAGGGUGGAUACUUACUUCUGAACGACGACGAUGCCGGAGAGACCGGGGACGACAACGAUGAGGAUCGCCUCGAGGAUGGGCAGCGUUCAUAUGGACGAGCCCCAAAUAGCCAGCCGCCGGCAAAAGAGAUUGUUGUGGACGCCCGGAUGAUCGAUAUGGAUGCAGACAAGGUCGAUGCGAUCAAGUCAAUCAUGGCCGCGCUGCCGAUGCCGCCGACGAGCAUCCCAGAGUGGGCGCACCAUAUCUCAGAAGACGACUGGAUGCCGCAGCUCACCAAAGACCCAGCAUCGGACGCAUACCGGAUGCGGUUCGGCAAAUGACCAACGCCAUCGACGAGACGCUGCGGCGACACCAGCAAAUGGCGGUUCGCCACCUCGGAGGGAUUGAUGAUGGAUCGUCGGGGCGAUUGUGCAUUGGGCCGCAUUCGUGUGGCUCCUCUGGAGGCCCUGACGGUGCAGACGGGCCUGUGCAUUUGGCAAGAUCCAAUGGCAAGAUCC